Messenger RNA from Penicillium atrosanguineum, 1026 nucleotides. RefSeq lists its product as uncharacterized. Bases 1 to 1026 code for a protein of 341 amino acids. Lineage: Eukaryota; Fungi; Ascomycota; Eurotiomycetes; Eurotiales; Aspergillaceae. The transcript is spliced from 2 exons. The record is from RefSeq and is a predicted model, not a curated record.
AUGGGUCUGAAAAUGGCUGAAUACCAACAAUUUCCAGUAGCCGAUUACGACUACUUCGCAAGGCCCGACCCUGUUUCUGUUCCGAAAACCGACCCUGACUUCCUUCCCUAUUGGGCUCGCUGUCGCGUGCAGUGCGCUCAGAACCUUUUGGACUCCUCCGACGAGCCGAUCGAAUACGACGAGAACGACGAGGACUAUAGUGAUAACUGCUUCUUCUUUCCGGAGGAUUGCUCGUGGACUCCGCCCAAGGACUGGUCCGUAGAAGCGCAUUGCAGACCAUCAAGGGAUCUCCCGACCAUUCAACUACAAUUACCUACACCAGCCGCACAAUACGAAUCCGACAUCAUGAUUCCCGGACUCCCUGAUAUCAAAAUGCUGGACUCAGAGGCGCUAGGCGACCUUCUAGAAGAUAACCUCUCCCCACCAGAGAUCACAACCAUCCUUGUCUUCGCAACCAACGGCGCAGUCUUCGCCUACAGCUCAACCCUAACAUCCCGCCAACUCCGCAACCUAAGCGCAACCUACGGCGCCGCCUACACAUGCUACGCCAAAACCGCCUCAAGCGGCAACCUAACAGGCGUAAACCCAGCAAGCCAUCCCUCCUCCUACGUGACCGCGCAAUCAAUGUCCCUAGGCGACGUAGGCUCCAUCGUCUUCGAACUUGACGAUUCAGUCGCAGUAGUAACGCGCAUCGCGGACAGAGUGCUCCUAGCAGCUGUGGGCCCGUCCAAAAGCACAGCAAAUGGCGACGAGCAUGACGACACAAAUGGGAAUGGGAAUGGGAAUGGGGCCAUUUCAGAUGGAUCGGGAGAUGGUCUACGUACGCCGACGAACCCAAACCCAGGCUCGGCUAAUGGGCUUGAUGCACAACAUGAGAUUGAUCGAAGUGCGGAUCUGGAGAGGUUGAAGAGUUUGAACUUGUCGGCCGAGCCGGCUGUUUUGCUUGCGUUGGAGUCGAAGUGUGCGGCGUUGGGGAGGUUUCUUGGGCAAAAAUUGAGCGACUUGGAGAGUCCGGAGGACUUCUGA